Messenger RNA from Phycomyces blakesleeanus NRRL 1555(-), 1476 nucleotides. RefSeq lists its product as hypothetical. The record is from RefSeq and is a predicted model, not a curated record. The transcript is spliced from 3 exons. Lineage: Eukaryota; Fungi; Mucoromycota; Mucoromycetes; Mucorales; Phycomycetaceae. The coding region runs from base 1 to 1476 and encodes 491 amino acids.
AUGAACUUAAACCAAAUUGACAAUUACCAAAAAAUAUCAAUUCCCUAUACCAAUACUACACAAGAAUUCAAGACAAAUGUCCUACCAGGUAUGGAGACUGAAUAUUCAGAGAAAAAUGGGCAACACAUACACUUUGAUGAAAGCCAAGAAAAGUCAAUUAAAGAUCAAGUAAACUUUGAGUUAAGCCCAGGGUUAUCAGAAACAAUCAACCUACAUAGCCAGCCAAAUGACCAGGUCGAAGAUUCGAUGCUGACGCCCCCACACAGACCUAUUGACAUCACUUCAGUUGAUAUACUUCCAAUACCCGGCGAAGAACCUCCUCCAAAACAAGAUCAAGAUCAAGAAGAUACAAGCAUGUCCCUCCCAUUUUAUUUAGGUGGGAUCAAGGAAGGUCAUAAAAAAGUCCUUACUUUUGUUGGUCGGUGUGGGUUUAUUGCCAAAGGAGUAGUGUAUGGUAUAAUUGGUGUCUUAUCAUGUACUAAUGUCACCGGCGAUUGGACGCCAAACGGGAGCCAGAAUAACGAAUCACCACAGGGAGCAUUUCUUUUGUUGGGUGGAAUACCCUAUAUUGGUCGACCAAUUCUUGUUAUCCUGGCAAUAGGACUUAUAACCUACAUUAUAUGGCGAUUCUGGGAAGCUAUAACCAGCCAGGGAGCGGAUGCCAAAAUGAGUAAAGCCGCCAAUUUUUUUCGCUACAGACUUUCACCUUUUGUAAGCGGCUGUGUUUAUGUCGCAUACACAUACUAUGUGAUUAGAAUGAUAUACCAAACACCAGAGGAGCAACAAGAAUUGACAUCCAGUAAAGCAUUUCCAGGCUCAUGGACAGGCUCAAGCCUCGGAAAAGCUGGAAUUAGUCUUCUCGGAAUUGCUUUUAUGAUCGCAACCAUCACGCAGAUUGUUAAUUCUGUCACAUGUAAUUUUCGCCAUGAUCUACGUACAUCAGAUCCGAAUGCACGACAAUGGGAAGCGGCAAUUGUCAAUACAGCUGGACGUAUUGGAUUUGCGGGUAGAGCGGCAGUGUUUGGUACUUUGUCAGGAUUCUUUUGGGAUUCUCUUGCCAAACGAAACGAGUCAGGAUCACAUAAUGUUAUCGGAGCAGCUAUGAGUAAACUCGCAACAUCAAGUGGAGGACAGUUCUUCUUGAUGUUGACUGGAAUAUGCUUGGUAAUAUAUGGUUUAUUUUCCAUUUCAAAUGCGUACUACAAGUAUUUUCCAACCCCACCACCUUCUCGAGAGCCAAUGUAUACACUGCCAAAAGUGCGAAGAGAUUCAUCUGUCAGAGUAACCGAUCAGGGUGCACCCGUAUCUUAUCACAACCGUUUUAAGUGGUGGAGUGGUCUAUUAAGCCGCCUACAGCGAAAUACGUCAAAUGAAACAAAGGAUGAUGUACACAUUGAGACCGUAUCGACUAUAGGAUCACUACCCUCUCAAUACUCUCUUUUGCCUAAUCAGAACAAUGCUAACCGUAUUUCGUAA